Messenger RNA from Salmo salar (Atlantic salmon), 4224 nucleotides. Lineage: Eukaryota; Metazoa; Chordata; Actinopteri; Salmoniformes; Salmonidae. The record is from RefSeq and is a predicted model, not a curated record.
AAUGUGUGUGUUUAAAUGAUACCCAACAGAGUAUCAGUGUUUUAUUUGACUGUGUUAGGUGUAAAAGUGUUAAGGGCAGCUCGACUAUGUAAAGAGGGGUACGGGAGUAACAAAUACAUUUUGGAAACUGUCAAUGUUCUCUCCACCCCCAUCAUAUGUGUGUGUUCGUAGGUGUCUGCAUGUGUUGGAGGGAUUGUUAAAGCGAUUGGUGAAUUACUGUGUUGCUAUGCUGAGCAUGUUACUGUAUGGUAUACGUGUGAGACAGAGCACUGUGUGUGUGUGUGUGUGGGGGGGAGGUUAAUUGUACCCUGGUCUAAGAUAAGCUCUUCUCCGGUGUCCGAUCUGAAUAGACCAGAGAAACUGCCUGCUGGACACACAAACAAGCCUCACUCUCACGACGUGGUUGCCAGGAGACUCCAGGCUUUGAGAGGCAUAAUAAAAUCAGAGAGUGUUUGUGGGGUGAGGGGGGGGGGGGCUUUCUUUGCCACUGUUAUGGCUACUGUUGGUAGUUAACUCUUUGGCAGUGUCUGUUACGGUACUGGAGGAGUCUUAGUGUUGGAUGCACCGACGCUUAUUCCAACCUUGUACUAUACUUCAACUAAGUGAUGUGAGGAGAAAACGCACACUGUCAAGGUUAGAAAGGGAAGAACAAACUGGGAAAAACAUUCAGACAGUCUUGGAGAAAAUGGGGGAUCAAUUAAAACUUACUUCAAACCAACGCUACAUGAAAGACUUGUCUGUAGUGCCUUACUUAGUGGUGUGAAAGCACCUCUGAAGAACUCUGGACCCCUUAAGGACACCUGGGAGAGGAGACCCGGUCAUGCACACAGGGUGAUGUGAGCAGAGAACCAUCUGACUGAGCUGCUAGCUGUUAUCCUGUCUGAGUGGAAACCACGGAGACCAAGAUGGAGGCGGGACCACUGGAGAGCAGGCUGAGUAUGGAGGACUAUGAGAAACUGCAGAGCCUCUUUCUGGGUGACAGUGAAGCAGGCGUGUCCUUCUCCAGGGCAGAGUUUAUAGAACAAGCUUGGUCUGCAGUGAGACGUGGCUCCAGGGAGGAGUACGGCCUCCUAUUCGACAGUGUUGUCGUCACUCAGGAGCAGCGUAGCCUGCUAUUGGACAGUGCUGACGAGCGAGGGGAGAGGAGAGUAGACUGGGAGAGGCUGACUUCCUUCCUGCUGUUAGGGCUGUCAGAAAAAGAGGAGAAUGAACGGGCUGCCACCGUGCCUCGCUGGCAGCCUCCACUAACGCUGACCCCGCCACACCGUGACCCUGUCCAACAGGUGGUGUACCUGCGUAGCUCAAGCCGGUACCUGUCGGUGAGUAAGGGGGGCACGCUGGGGGUGUGGGCGGGGGAGGACUUUGCCCUUCUCCAAACACACCGCCUCCACAACGACUCUGUCAGGCCCAAAGAUCUCUGGGUAACUGCUAUGGUGGUGCUGCACAACGUACACAAGAUAGCUGUGUCAUUCACCAGUAAGGAGCUGUGUUUCUAUGACUUGCUGUCCAAGCAGCAGUUUAGCUGCCAGUAUAAACUCCAGGGUCUGAGAUACGCCCCUCUCAGUCUGGACUACUGGUUUCACCCCACUUACCCUGCCCAGGCUGUACUCACCAUGGGAGACACGGGGGGACAGGUCAGUGCCAUAUGCUUCAGGUCAGCUCAGAUCUCCCUGUUUGAGAGGCCCAGUCCAGGGGCGGAGACAGACUCUGCUGACAUCAUCAAGUGGAAGGAGCUAGUUGAAGGUCGCCAUCGCUGCUGCUACACACUGAGACACCGAGCUCACGGACAAGCCUGGGUACGCAGAGUGCGUUUCCUGGGCUCUCUGGAGGCGUUGUUGUCGUGCAGCACCAGCCCCCAGAGUAGCAUGGUGAUUGGCUGGAGGGAGAGAGAGGGCGAGCCCCUCAGAGUCACCGCCUUCCACACGGAGAAAGGAACCAAUGACUUGGACCAUCACGCUGGGAUGAAUUUGAUAGCCACCGCAGGCAUAGACAACAAGGUGCUGCUGUGGAACCCCUACGUGAUCUCUAAACCAGUGGGUAUACUCAGAGGUCACAUGACCAGUGUUACCGCCGUACGCUUCAUAGUGGGCAAGAAACAGCUGAUCAGUUUCUCCAAGGACAAGGUGCUGAGGUUGUGGGAUGUGGCUAGUCAGCUGUGUAUUCAGCGUAUCGCCGGCAUCUUCCCCAAGACACAGGAGGAGUGUCACACUCUUCUGUUCCUCAGUGAGGAGCGCUCACGCCUCCUCCUCUCCUUCAACAGUCUGCUCCUCCUCAUGGAAGCCAGGAGAGAGGAGGGGAGGAGAGUCACCAGCCAUGAGAACAGUGUGACCUGUGUCCUCUAUAACAGCCUGUUCAGACAGGUGAUCAGCAGUGACUCUGGCUCCACAGUGAUCUGUUGGCUGGUGGACACAGGUCAGAAGGUCAAGCAGUUCCACCGUUGUCAUGGUGACGCUGAGAUCUCCACCAUGGCGCUGGACGGGACACAGACACGCUUGUUCACCGCCGGCACAGACGGAGUAGUCAAGAUUUGGGACUUUAACGGUCACUGCCACCACAGGCUGAAUGCGGGCCGGGACCAGGCCGUGGACAUCUCCCAGGUUCUAGUGCUGAAGAGAACCGUGCUGGUCAUGGGCUGGGAGAGGAUGUUAACAGUGUUCAGACUGCACUCGUUCUCUCAGUUCUUUGUUCAGCCCUCUGAGUGGAAGGGAGGAGUUCAGCAUAACGAUGACGUCCUGUGUGCCACAUUCCUGCCCCCUCAAACCCUUGUCACAGGAAGUUAUGACGGGGAGCUGACGGUGUGGAACAACAGCACAGAGAACGCCCUGAGAAAGCUCCGUCCAGAUCCUGAGAGAGAACGCAGCAGGCCUCAGACGGGUCAGAACCACACUGACACACCACCUGUCUAACUAACUACUACAAGUACUGCUAUUUAACCCCCCACACUCUACACAACACUUUAACAAAAACGUCCUUUCAAUGACCCCAUAUCUUCAGUGUGUAAUGUGAACGGUGAGGAGCACUCAGAGAGCAGUGGUAGCGUCUCCAGACUCUUCUUCCUGCCAGGACGUAAGGGUGUUGCCACCGUUGGUGGAGCGGACCUGGUCUCAUGUGGCGGUUCUGGUCUGGUUCGGUUCUGGAACACGGUCCAUAGCGGUCUGGUUGCUGUGUUCACAGCUCAUAAAGACAUAGGGUCCAUCAUCAUGACCAUGACCACCUGUGGUCGAUACCUGAUCACUGCUGACAUGGAGGGAACCCUGAAGACCUGGGGCAUACAGGAAUACUGCCUCCUGCCCAGCGACGGAGUGACCAAUGAGGCUCCAGAAUUGCUGGGUAGUCUCCGCCCACACAUGGACUGUGUAACUCACUUGGAGACGUGUCUCCAUGGCAACAGGCUCCUCCUCCUCUCAGCAUCUGCAGACUGUAGCGUAGCUCUCAGCUACCUGCCUGGGGACACAGUGGGCGUGUUCGGACAGGAGGAGCACUGGCGCUUGGAUGGGCCUGGAUCUGUCCAAGUGAGAGAAGGAGAGCCUAGAGAGGGGACAGUGUCACUGCAGAGCCCCAGUGGUACAGACCCUGAGUUUGACAGCCAACCUCUCAAGAUGCGGGAGGAGAGAAGGGAAGUAGUGGAGACAGAGGAGGCUGGAGACAACACAGGCCUGGAGAGAGAGGAGCUGGGGUCAAUUAUUCCCGGUGACUGUCCUCCUCCGAGUAGUAUUUUGGGGCGGAGCUACAAGGAGAGGCGGGGCCUGAGGGUGAGUGACAGCCGACCUGGCCAUAGGGAGACACCACUGAAUACUGAUGUUGGUACGUUCAGUGGGCUGCGUAUCGGAGAAGUACAGUCUGUAGGAGAGCUGUCCAGACCAGAGUUUAUCAUACACCCUCACCGCUACUUCAACCGUAGAGCCAAUACCAGCCCAAUAUUCACACCCCUACCUGCCAACACUGAGGUGGUGAAGGCUGCCUUUGACGAGCGGAGUCUGUUCCCUAAAGAGCUUCUGGAUGAGGAGGACAGGCCUAGCCAUGGAGCCAGGAAACAGGGGAGCAGGGAGGUCCGGAUCAACGACAGGGGGCGUGGAAGGAAGGACAGACAAAGAAAGGGUGGUUCCUCUGGAACUUUCUCUGGAACCUUCAAGUGAAGACGUCAUUUAUAUUGUUAUCUACUUUAUUAUGUUUUAAUAUGACUUUUUAAAUGCCUUUAAAAUUAAAUCUGAUCAAUCAAGACAA